UAAUAUUUGACAGAAGCAGAAAUGAUAAAACGGAUAAGUGCAAGUCUCCCUCUAAAACGGUUAACGUGGUGUUUAUUAGUUCUGGUCUGUGUAGCAGCGAUCAAAACAUUCAAACAGUAUUACUCGAAUAUAUUAAGUCUUCAGAAAUGGGAAUCAUGGACUAUCAACUCACAAAGACUGGUGUUAAAUCAUGAACAGCCUAGAAACGCUUCAAUAAUUUUUAUUGGUGGACAUCAAAGUACAGGUACUGGACUAAUGCGUAUCCUUUUGGAUGUUCAUCCAUUGAUACGAUGUGGUCCUGAACCUAUUAUAACUUGGGAAAUAAUGAAUUUCAGGAAAUCAAUGAAAGCAUACAUGAAUAAGUUAGAAGCGGCUGGAGUUACUUCACGUGUUAUCGAUGAGGCGACAGCUGGAUUCAUAGUUUCAGUGGUUGAGAAUAUGGGCCCGCCAGCUGAACGACUAUGCCAUAAACAACCUGGAAUAUAUUAUUAUCUACGUGAAUUAGGUGACCUUUUCCACGAAGCUAAAUUUAUCCAUAUGAUUCGAGAUGGCAGAGCUUCAGUAUUGUCAACUAUCACUCGAAAAGUCGACUCACAGUUUACAGCUGACAAACCGGUGGAAGCUAUCAAGUUAUGGGAGAAUAUUACUCGGCAAAUGAUUGAUGACUGUAAAUAUAUUGGUGCAAAACGUUGUCUAACUGUACGAUAUGAAUGUCUUGUAUUGGAACCAGAAGUUCAGUUACGAAGAAUUCUCAGAUUUCUACAUCUAAAAUGGGAUCCAUCGCUACUGAAGCAUGAUAAAUUGGUGAAUAAAACUUCUAAAAUCAGCUCUAUGGAGGCGAGUACAGUACAGUUUAUCAAGCCAAUACAUAUAAAGUCACUGGAUUUAUGGACAAAGAAUAAUUCCGUUAUUCCACAGGCUAUCCUUCGAAAUUUUCAUAAUUAUACAACUUUACUUGAUGAGAUGGGUUAUUCAAGCAAACAAAUCCCACCAAAUUAUAAGCAGUUAUGUAAACUUUGAUGUAUAUCCA
Molecule: messenger RNA, 1030 nt
Organism: Trichobilharzia regenti
Lineage: Eukaryota; Metazoa; Platyhelminthes; Trematoda; Strigeidida; Schistosomatidae
Source: the annotation of a GenBank genome assembly